AUGCCGCAUGGAACGGAGACACAGUCUAAUGCGUCUCCAAUUGGUGGCUAUGCACCUGCAUCUUCACAGGACACUGAGUCUGAGCUGGCGUUAAACGAGAGCGUACAAAAUGGGCCCCAAGCGUCAGCCAUGCCGGACACUGUCUUUUAUGGCAACAAUAACUUCGACGAAGAUUUCAUGGCGCAGCUGCCGACCAAGCAGCUUCCUGAGAGCUCGAUGGGAGACCUGAUCAGCGAUGCUGGGUACUCUCUAAAGUCUACAGACAAAGCCGACGAAAGGCCCGGAGAUCCCAGUCUUGACUUGACAGGAUUCGGCACGCAGUUUGAGGUUGAACAUGGACAGCCAAAGAAUUUGAUUCGAGACCUUGAAGCUUGGAUCAGAGAAAAACGGGUGGCUUCUUCUGAACCUAGAAGACUGUUUCUGCCAAUCGAUCAACUCGAAAGAUGCAUGACGGCAGGUAACAUCAAACUACAACUUCGUCAUGCUGGCGUACGCGAAGACGUUGAAACACUCUCAGCCAGUCUAAUCAUGCGGGGGAAAAGCUCCCGACAAAGGAUAUUUGCAAUACUGUGUAUGAUCGAGUUAUCUGCGCAAAUUGGCGCAUUCAUCAAGGCAGGUAUCUAUGAUACUGAUCUUCCGUUCAUCAUCAAGGAGAACAAAGUAUACAGCGAGGUAACAGAAGGAUCUGAAAGGUAUUUGAAAGCUAGGCUGGCACUCAAACCUGCAAUUUGGCGAACUAUCUACUGCGAAGCAUUUGAAACACACCAGGGAGAAAUAUCGCCUCCGAUCUUCAAGCUCACCUGGGCCGCCAAUGAGAAAGUUCUCCAUUUCUCACUUAAAGACGAAUUGGUGCUACCGUUCAUGGAGGUCAAGGAAGCUUCUCAGGAGGGCACGGUCAACGGAAGUACUGAGUGGGAAGGCGGAACAUCUUUUGUGCGGAAGGUAAAAAUACAUGCUGCACAUUACAAUGCCCAUCCAGACAUGGCGGCAAAGAAUGACACUUACUUUGCGGUUAAGGAGUUGAAGGUUGUGCAUGAUUCUAAGAAAAACCGCAGCUACAAACAAGAUCGCGAAGCCGUCGCACUCAAAAGGUUUCACGACAAGAGUCAUCCGCACCUGAUCAGACUUCUCGCAACUUACACAUAUCGAAAUCAUUUCAACCUUAUAUUUCCGUGGGCGGAUGGAAACCUCAAAGAGUUUUGGGAGAAACGCUUUCCAGACCUUGGGAUGGCCCGCGAAGACCCAAAUAUCGUAAAGUGGAUAUCUGCACAGAUACUUGGCCUGUCCAAGGCGCUUAAACUCAUCCACUACUGUGAAAUAGAUGAAGCAAACCCUCAAGGCUUGACUGCUGACGAGCUGAAGAGGCUACAUGGGCGGCACGGUGAUCUAAAGCCAGAAAACAUCCUCUGGUUCAAGGACCACAAGAGCGUUUCCGAUCAAGCGGUAACCGGGGUUCUUCAAAUUGGCGAUUUCGGAUUUGCAGAUUUCCACAGCAAAGAUUCUAGAUCGCUGGUUCGUCGGAGUGCCGUCAACGGUGUCACCGAAACGUACAGCGCUCCCGAGUUUGAUGUCACACGACAGGUGUCCCCACAAUUCGAUAUCUGGUCCUUCGGCUGUAUCCUGUUACAGUUCGUAGUGUGGUAUAUGUAUGGGUGGCGUGGUAUCGAAGGCUUUUCAAGCGAACGAAUCAAGGAUUCGAAAAUACUCAUUUUUCCAUCCGAUAACUUCUAUUCUCUCGAAGUGGGUGGUACGAAUGGCUACAAAGGGCGUGCGAAACAUUCUGUUGUGGAAAUGUUCAGGCGACUGAAGCGCGAAGCCUCCAACGACUACAUUUUGGAUCUAGUCGAGUGUAUAGAGACUGAUCUUCUGCGAGUGGACAACACCAAACGCGCAAAGAUUGAAACAAUCGUUGAUACGUUCACCCGGCUUGAUAAAUGUUGCCGAGAAGCAAUAACAUAUUGUACUUCAAGAACCAAACCAGCCUCAAGGACCGAUUCAGGUUUGUCUGAAAUUGUCGAACUUCCAGAGUUUCCAGGUGGGGCCACUCAGGACCCAUUGGCCGGAGUACCAACAAACGAGCUCUUCGUUGCACCGAGGUCCAAAACUUCCAGCAAAUAUACGAAAUGGCCCGAGAAGAAAAUCGCCAAUACUACGAACGGUGAAGUGAAAACUUCGCAAAAGAACGCAUCAACGGUACCACACGUGACAAGUGUCGAUAUGGUGGCGCAAGCGCCCUCGAUAAAAUCAGAAGGAAGCGUAGACAGUGCUCAGCAUGCAAAUGGUACGGAUUCUGCAUCAGCUGGUGGUAUCGUGCGAGGGGAUUCGUCAUGGUCCACGCUCGAAUUUCCACCUCCUCUAAAUGGCCAAACACAACCAGCGCAUAGCACAUCUGCGCCAAGCGAAUCCGCUUCUUCUCAAGACACGAACGCUAAUCUGAAUCCCAAUUACGAGACCCGGCCUGCGCACCUGGCCCCUGUAAAUUUGAACGUCCCGCCGAAGGUGGUCUUGAUUAAGACCAUGCCAAACCAAUUGGAAAAUGAAUCUCAAGAGACUGGGACACCACAAAUGCGUAAAGGUUUUCGCGCACGCUGCAGGAAACUGUUGUCAAAAGUCGCAGAUUCUUUUCUUGGGAAAUGA
Molecule: messenger RNA, 2637 nt
Organism: Parastagonospora nodorum SN15
Lineage: Eukaryota; Fungi; Ascomycota; Dothideomycetes; Pleosporales; Phaeosphaeriaceae
Exons: 4
Coding region: 1-2637 (878 amino acids)
Biological process (GO): peptidyl-serine phosphorylation; peptidyl-threonine phosphorylation
Molecular function (GO): protein serine/threonine kinase activity; ATP binding
Source: RefSeq, a predicted model, not a curated record